Molecule: messenger RNA, 2989 nt
Organism: Rhagoletis zephyria (snowberry fruit fly)
Lineage: Eukaryota; Metazoa; Arthropoda; Insecta; Diptera; Tephritidae
Gene: Pms2
Product: mismatch repair endonuclease PMS2
Biological process (GO): mismatch repair
Cellular component (GO): MutLalpha complex
Molecular function (GO): ATP-dependent DNA damage sensor activity; ATP hydrolysis activity; ATP binding
Source: RefSeq, a predicted model, not a curated record
AUGUCUGUUCAUGAAACCUCAAGCUUCCGUACGUUUCCAGCCUAAUUUUCCGUCAAGAUGGCGUGACCAAUUUCCCGUUAAAGCGGUAUGUCCAUCGGGUUGGCAUCACUGCAGUCAGCUGAUAAACUUCCCCUCUUUAUUAAAUGUGAAAUUUGUUUUGGCGCUUCCGUUUGAAGAAAAUUGACAAAAAUCGACGUUUUACGCGGCUUUGGUAUUUAAUUAUUUUGCAUGCUUAUUUUAAGAGUAAAUUGAAUUAAAAAAUGGAAGCUGAGAAACAACUAGCGGAGGAGGAACAAAUGCCAGAGGCCACCACGGCAGAGUCGGGCAAAAUAAAAGCCAUUGGAAAGGACACCGUACACAGGAUAUGUUCAGGUCAGGUCGUCCUCACAUUGGCAGUGGCUGUUAAAGAGCUUGUGGAAAAUUCAAUUGACGCUGGCGCAACGCUUGUUGAAGUAAAACUGCGCGAUCACGGCUUGGAAUUUGUGGAAGUGAGUGAUAACGGCUGUGGAGUACUUGAACGUGACCUAGAAGCAAUGACUGCUAAAUACCACACUUCUAAAAUUCGAGAUUUUAUCGAUUUACGAAGUGUCGAAACGUUUGGAUUCCGCGGGGAAGCUCUUAGCUCGCUUUGUGCACUCUCUGACUUAGUGGUAGUAACGAGGCAUGGUUCUCAAGAUGUUGGCACACAUAUGGAAUUGGAUCAUGAAGGAAAAAUUAAAAAGCGAACACCCUGCGCACGAAGUGCAGGCACCACCGUCACACUCACCAAUCUAUUUGUCACAUUGCCUGUACGACGCCGUGAUUUUGUGCGUAACAUACGAAAAGAGUUCAACAAAAUGUGCCAAAUUUUACAAGCAUACUGUCUAGUUACGCGAGGUGUGCGCAUAAUUUGUACAAAUCAAACUGCCAAAGGAAAUAAGUUGGUAGUUAUGCAGACGAACGGAUCCCAGGAAUAUCUAGCCAACAUAGCGGCCGUUUUUGGUAAUCGGCUAACAACAGAUCUUCUGCCUUUGAAGUCCAUCUAUAGCAAUGGACAGGAGCUGACUGAGGAGAUUUUACGCGCCGAACUGCAGUUGGAACCUGGAGCUGCUGAUAGCAUGCAAAUUACCGCAGAAGAUAUAGCCCAACUGAAAGCAGCACCAUUUCAAUUGGAAGGUUUUGUGUCCAGCUGUAGUCAUGGUGCGGGACGGUCAUCGAAAGAUCGCCAAUACUUUUAUAUAAAUUCGCGACCCUGUGAACCAAAAAACAUUGCAAAAGUAGUUAAUGAUACCUAUCAUCGCUACAAUGGUCAACAGUAUCCUUUUGUAUUUCUUAAUAUUAUAACAGCACGUUCUGAUGUGGAUGUUAACUUAACUCCCGAUAAACGACAGGUUUUGUUAAACAAUGAAAAAAUCCUGUUAUUAGCCAUUAAGAAAUCUCUCAUCAAUACAUACGGCAACAUACCAUCUACAUAUAAACUUCAGAAUUCAACCAUAGUCAGCAUGUUCAAAAAGGAGAACGGAAAUGUUACAAACGGGUUGAACGAGUCAACCGAAGAAUCGUCAGAAAGUGUGCCAAAGAGUAGUUCGCAAAGGUUCAUGGACGUUUUAUCACAGUGGAAAACAACUGGCGAUACAGUGGGCGUAGCGUCCCGUGUCACUACCAAACGAAAAUGCACAGAUGAAAUCGAGGUGCGCACACUGAAAUUAAAGAAGAUACACGAAUACUUAAAUAGAGAAAAUUUACGUCAAAAUGCUAUGCCGAAAGAGUUCAGUGCGAAAUCCGACAGUGAAGAAGAUGAAAGCGACGAAGUAGCCAAGGACACUUUAAAUGAGCAGAAGUCGCUUGACAACAGCAUACUCGAUUUAGAACGAAUAGGCAAGGAAUCUAAAGAAUUCGACUCGUUGACUGACAAAACUGUGAAACGCAUUGAUUGCAAGGUUAUACGAAUAAAACCAGAGCCAACACUGCAUUUCGUAGAAAAAAGAACAACUUCCGAUUUUGUAGAUGCAAACUCAAACAAUAAUGACAGCAAUGGUGACCGCGCAGAUGACGAUUCUAUGUUUGCCCCUCACUCAUCUGCGAAUACAACUGUAAUAUUAGAUGAAAGUAUAGUUGAUGCGGAAUCUACUGCAAAUUACUACUCCUGUGGAAUUAUGCGCAUCACACUCGAGGAAAUUUCGCAAAAUAUUAAAGCAGAGGAGAAACUAAAAGCUAGAGACCGGGAGUCUAAGAAAGCCAGAUUGGAGCGCUUACGUUUCCAAAGUGAGAUCAAUCCAAGCCAAAAUCAAAAGGCAGAGGAGGAAUUGCAACGCGAAAUAACCAAGGAUACUUUCGCUAAAAUGGAAAUUAUCGGACAGUUCAAUUUGGGUUUCAUUAUCGUCAAACUGGAUACAGAUCUUUUUAUCAUUGACCAACACGCCACCGAUGAAAAGUAUAACUUUGAGAUGUUGCAACGUACAACAGUUUUGCAGUCACAACCUCUGGCUGUGCCACAGCCACUCGAAUUGACAGUGGCGAAUGAGAUGUUGUUGCUCGACAACCUUCCAGUGUUUCAGAAAAACGGGUUUAAAUUUGAAAUCAAUGAAAAUGCACCUCCGACAAAGAAAGUGAAGUUGCUCUGUAAACCAUCUAGUCAACAGUGGCAAUUUGGUAAAGAAGAUAUUGACGAAUUGAUUUUCAUGUUGCAGGAUGCUCCCGCAGGAACUGUAUGUAGGCCAUCGCGUAUUCGUGAUAUGUUUGCAUCGCGAGCAUGUCGAAAGUCGGUAAUGAUUGGCACGGCUUUAAAAACCGCAACAAUGAAGCAAUUGGUUACGCACAUGGGCGAAAUCGAACAUCCUUGGAAUUGUCCGCAUGGCCGGCCAACAAUGCGUCAUCUUAUUAAUAUCGCAAUGCUGCAAGACGACGAGGAAGACGAUAAUCCGUAGACAACCAAGGGUCUUUGUUUUAUUGUGCUUUGUUUUAAAUAAAAAGUUUACGUUUUUAAGUUUUAAAAAUUUACUCGUUUUAU